Messenger RNA from Haliotis rubra (blacklip abalone), 2778 nucleotides. Its product is annotated as protein O-mannosyl-transferase TMTC4-like. NCBI's taxonomy places the organism in Eukaryota, Metazoa, Mollusca, Gastropoda, Lepetellida, Haliotidae. Gene Ontology annotation, molecular function: mannosyltransferase activity; protein binding. Gene Ontology annotation, biological process: endoplasmic reticulum unfolded protein response; protein O-linked glycosylation via mannose. Gene Ontology annotation, cellular component: endoplasmic reticulum. The record is from RefSeq and is a predicted model, not a curated record. The transcript is spliced from 18 exons. Bases 99 to 2468 code for a protein of 789 amino acids.
GUUACAAGGAUUCGUGUUUGGACGUGGAUUUCCACCUACAGCCGUGAACACACGCAUGCCCCGUUUAUGGUUUAACGUAUCAUCACAACACGCCUGAGAUGAUUGGGAUAAGCAGAUUGACGCCUCGAUCCUCCAAGACCAACUACCAGGAGACAGACUGGGACGAUGUCCUGCCUGUUCCCAAACUCAGCUUCUCUGUGGCAUCUGUCCUCGUCUUCUGUCUGGCGGUGCUGUGUUUCGCGAACAGCCACGACGGAGAGUUUUUGUUUGAUGAUUUGUCGGCUGUAACCAGAAACAAAGACCUUCUUCCCGAGACCCCACUCUCUCAUCUUUUCGCUCAUGACUUUUGGGGAAAUAAGUUGGACAACACAAGUCACAAAUCCUACAGACCCGUCACAGUGAUGACUUUCAGGUGGAACUACGCAUGGGCAGGAGGACUUCAUCCUCGGGGCUUCCACGUUGUCAACAUCGUCCUGCACGGCUUGGUGUCGGUCAUAUUCCUGGCAGUAUUCUCUGUCCUCAUGUCUGGUUACCAGGUGGACCAGGAAUCUGCCAGGCCGGUGUUUGCCUCGCCCCGAGCUGCUCUCCUGUGUGCUGUGUUGUUUGCUGUGCAUCCCAUUCACACUGAAAGCGUAGCAGGAGUCGUGGGCCGAGCGGAUCUGUUGUGUGCCUUGACCUUUCUCCUGUCAUUCCUGCUCUAUGCCAGGAGUUGCCUUCCACAUUCAUGCCUUGUCAGUUUCCGUCCCGAGUCCUUCUCCCUGGUGUCUAUCCUGGCCAGUAUGUGUCUGUGUGUCGUGUCCACCUUCUGUAAAGAGCAGGGCAUCACUGUCAUUGGUAUAUGUAGUGUGUAUGACAUCAUCGUGGUCUGCAGGGUCCACCCCAUGCAGUUGCUGACGUAUAGGAAAGAUCGUGUCACAGAUAAGAAAAUGGUUCUGUGGGUCAAGGGCCUCCUCAAACGUCACCUCAUCCUCUUCCUGACCGGCGUGUUACUCCUGGCUACUCGACUAGGAAUCAUGGGAUUUGCAACACCGACAUUCGUUUCUGAAGAUAAUCCACAUUCCUUUGUAAAUGGCACUAUAUCGAAAAUUUUGAACUACAACUACCUCUAUGCCAUCAACACCUGGCUGCUGUUGAAUCCAUGGUGGCUGUGCUGUGAUUGGUCAAUGGGCUGUAUACCUGUCAUCACCUCAUUGGCUGAUCCAAGAAUCCUGGCAGUCAUAGCUCUCUGGACCGGGUUUGGGGUUUUGUUCUAUCAUUGUUGCCAUGGUGAAAUGAACAAAGAUCAACGGAUCCUGAUAAUGUCCCUGGGAGUGUUGGGAGUUCCCUUCCUGCCAGCCAGCAACCUGUUUUUCCGUGUGGGCUUCGUGAUCGCAGAGAGGAUUCUGUACCUGUCCUGUGCUGGCUUCUGUAUGUUGGUGGUGCUCGGGGCCAGACAGAUCUGUCUUCAUGCCCAUUCCACAACCAAGAAGGGGCUGUCGGCCGGGUUUAUUGUCCUCAUACUGCUAUUUGUUCUUCGAUCGAUCGAGAGGAGCCAGGACUUCAAAACGAAAAUGUCAAUUUACACAUCAGGAGCCAAAGUCUGUCCCCUGAAUGCUAGGAUUCACUUCAACAUUGGAAACGUGAUAAAGUACGAAAAUACUGACAUUGGUAUUGAUGAAUUCAGACUAACUUUGAAAUUGCAUCCGCAUUACAACGCUGCAUUGAUCAACCUGGCGAUCAUCCUGACGGACAAAGGCAAUGCAGUGGAAGCCAAGGAACUUCUGGACAGAGCCAUUGGUCACGGGUCGAAUAAGCGCUACAUGGCUGCAUUGAUCAACUUGGCAGUCCUCCUGAGGAAGAAAGGCAGUGCUCUGGAGGCGAAGGGGCUUCUGGACAAAGCCAUCGGAUACAGUCCAGAGUCUGCAGAGGCGUGGAUGAACCUGGGCAUUGUGCAGGUCCAGCUGAAUAACACAGGGUCUUCAGAAGCCAGCUUUCUCCGGGCCCUUCAACUAGACAGCAGGUACACAGACUGUCAUUACAACCUUGGCAACCUGUACAAGUUACUCGGUCGUCAUGAAGAGGCUAUCGCGGCAUGGCAGAAUGCCACACAGAUCAGUCCGAGCCAUGCAGGAGCCUGGAAAAACUCCUUCCUCAUCCUGGAUCAUCUGGGCAAUUACGACCAAGCUAUUGAGGCGGGUAGGAAAGCUAUCUAUCAGCUUCCCAAGGAGACGGACCUUUUGGCUCGUGUUGCCGGUGUUUACGUCAAGGUGAAGAGGUACCAGGAAGGGGAACAACUCUUUCUGAAAGCCCUCCAAAGAGACAAUUCCAAGUAUUACAUACAUCAUAAUUUAGGUGUGUUAUACACUGAGUGGGGGCAGCAUGACAAAGCUGAGGCAGCCCUCUUGACGGCACAGAAGCUCAACCCAAAUGAUCCUCUUAUCCUGAAAAGCCUGCAAACACUCCACAGAAAAAUGGGGAUGAACACGUAAACUCUGAAUAACUGUAGGACUGUACCUUUAUUUCAGUAUCUGACAACUGUGCAGAUUCAAAGAACAUUGUAUGAAUGGUAAUGUUGACAUAUGUAGUCCGCAUAUGAUAGAAGCCUUGUGAUUGGUACGCUCAACUUCACGUAGACACCUGAUUGGAUAAAAAGCCAGUAAAAGGAGGUAAUAACAUUUUAGCUCCGAGCCGUAGAUGCAUCCAAGGUACUAGUGGAGAUUUAUCGGAACGUAUACCCUGGAGAUAUCGAGGAUGGUCAAUGUAUAUUGCAGAUUUUGUCAAAAUAAAAAGAUGUAGCCA